GCGGUCCCGGCACCUCCGCGCCGCCAUGGGCAACCGGGGCAUGGAGGAGCUCAUCCCGCUGGUCAACAAGCUGCAAGACGCCUUCAGCUCCAUCGGGCAGAGCUGCCACCUCGACCUGCCGCAGAUCGCCGUGGUGGGCGGGCAGAGCGCCGGCAAGAGCUCGGUGCUCGAGAACUUCGUGGGCCGGGAUUUCCUCCCCCGUGGCUCUGGGAUCGUCACUCGCCGGCCCCUGAUCCUGCAGCUCAUCUUCUCCAAGACAGGUACAGGAAAUCUGGGAGAGAAUUCCCUGGGCAGGGAAUCUGGGAGAGAAUUCCCUGGGCAGGGAAAAGGGAGAGAAUUCCCUGGGCAGGAAAUCUGGGAGAGAAUUCCCUGGGCAGGAAAUCUGGGAGAGAAUUCCCUGGGCAGGGAAACUGGGAGAGAAUUCCCUGGGCAGGGAAAAGGGGAAAGAAUUCCCAGUGCAGGAAAAGAAUUCCCAGUGCAGGAAAAGAAUUCCCAGUGCAGAGUGCUGAACCUGACUCUGAUCGACCUCCCUGGCAUCACCAAGGUGCCCGUGGGGGACCAGCCCCCCGACAUCGAGCAGCAGAUCCGGGACAUGAUCCUGCAGUUCAUCUGCAGGGAGAGCAGCCUCAUCCUGGCCGUCACCCCGGCCAACGUGGACCUGGCCAACUCGGACGCCCUCAAGAUGGCCAAGGAGGUGGAUCCACAGGGCCUGAGGACCAUCGGGGUCAUCACCAAGCUGGACCUGAUGGACGAAGGCACCGACGCCAGGGACGUGCUGGAGAACAAACUGCUGCCCCUCAGGAGAGGGUACAUUGGGGUGGUGAACAGGAGCCAGAAGGACAUCGAUGGCCGCAAGGACAUCCGCGCCGCGCUGGCGGCCGAGCGCAAAUUCUUCCUGUCCCACCCGGCCUACAGACACAUGGCCGAGCGCAUGGGCACGCCACACCUGCAGAGGGUGCUCAACCAGCAACUCACCAACCACAUCCGGGAGUCGCUGCCGUCGCUGCGCAGCAAGCUGCAGAGCCAGCUGCUCUCGCUCGAGAAGGACGUGCACGAGUUCAAGAAUUUCCGGCCCGACGACCCCGCCCGCAAAACCAAAGCCCUGCUGCAGUGGCUUUCCCUGCAGAUGGAAUUUGAUGAGAAGGAUCUCAGGAGGGAGAUCAGCUACGCCAUCAAGAACAUCCACGGGGUCAGGACGGGGCUGUUCACCCCAGACCUGGCGUUCGAGGCCAUUGUCAAGAAGCAGGUGGUGAAGCUGAAGGAGCCGUGCCUGAAAUGUGUGGACCUGGUGAUCCAGGAGCUGAUCAACACCGUGCGCCAGUGCACCACCAAGGAGAAGGAGAAGAAGUACAUGCUGCCCCUGGACAACCUGAAGAUCAGGGAUGUGGAGAAAGGUUUCAUGUCCACCAAACACGUCUUUGCCAUCUUCAACACGGAGCAGAGGUGGGGGACGCCCCUGCCCCUGUCCUCUCCUACUGAGAGCGAGGAUGGGGCUCAGGAAAACACCUUUUCCAUGGACCCCCAGCUGGAGAGGCAGGUGGAGACCAUCAGGAACCUCGUGGAUUCCUACGUGGGGAUCAUCAACAAAUCCAUCCGGGACCUCAUGCCAAAGACCAUCAUGCACCUCAUGAUCAACAACACCAAGGAUUUCAUCCACGGCGAGCUGCUGGCUUUCCUGUACUCGAGCUCGGACCAGGCCAGCCUGAUGGAGGAGUCAGCCGAGCAGGCUCAGCGGAGGGAGGAGAUGCUCCGCAUGUACCACGCCCUCAAGGAGGCUCUGGCCAUCAUCGGCGACAUCAGCACCAGCACGGUCAGCACGCCCGUGCCCCCGCCCGUGGACGACACCUGGCUGCAGCCCGGGGGCAGCCACAGGAGACCCCCGGCAGCCCCGAACCGCCCGACCAUCAUCCGGCCUGCCGAGCCCUCCCUGCUGGACUGA
Sturnus vulgaris (Common starling) is the source of this 1939-nucleotide messenger RNA. NCBI's taxonomy places the organism in Eukaryota, Metazoa, Chordata, Aves, Passeriformes, Sturnidae. The record is from RefSeq and is a predicted model, not a curated record.